Molecule: messenger RNA, 7829 nt
Organism: Varanus komodoensis (Komodo dragon)
Lineage: Eukaryota; Metazoa; Chordata; Lepidosauria; Squamata; Varanidae
Gene: CDAN1
Product: codanin 1
Exons: 28
Coding region: 266-4201 (1311 amino acids)
Biological process (GO): chromatin organization
Cellular component (GO): nucleus
Source: RefSeq, a predicted model, not a curated record
GAGACGCGCAGUACGCGAGCGCUCUACGAGGCAGCCCCCCACCUCCGGCGUUUUAUGUGGCUGCCCGGUUCUCUCCCACGUGCUGCGCUCUAACCCGGAGUUAGAAGGGAAUUAGAACCCGCCUCCUCCUCCUCCAGUUUUUUGUGCUUUUCUUUUCGGAGCUACUUGAGCGGCUCUGGGACCUCAAAGAGGGCGGCGUUCUUCUUGCGUGCGCCCGCCCGGAGGCUUAGCCGGAGCGGCGGCGGCUCAAGUCAGGAGGUGGGGGAUGGCGGCUGUUUUGGAGCUUUUGCUGCAGGACGUGGUGGCGGUCGGCGCUGUGGUACGGUGGCUGAAGACAAGCCAGAGUCCCUGUCGCCCCGUGGAGGAAAACCAAGUACACCCCAAACUAGCUGCCCUUAAUUUGCUUCAGAAUGACUUUGUGCCAUUUUUGCUGAAUUACCUAAGGGAUCAAACCAGUCGGAUAUUGACUAAUGGACCAUCUACCCCUGCUAAAACUCCAAACUCCCAGCUCCUUGGGAAUUCUGCUGCUUAUAGGAACCAAAGAUCAGGAUCUGAAAGGAGCUCUCACAACAAAGCAAGGUCCAGUAGCAGUCGAGGGCUGCUUUUUUGCGAUGCAACUCCUACCAGCUUGUGCACCCUUAAUACCAGUAUUUCUGCUUCAGGAUCACAUGGCUCAUCAGCCUUCAAUGGGUCAAGUGUACUUGGGUCUUGCAGCAAUUCCAGCUCCAGCCCAAGUCUUGGUUCAAGCCCUACUUUUGCUCGUGGUGAGAGACGCUCUACUCAGAAAACAAAUCUGGGGAGUUUUCUUGUUGCUGCCCCAGUGAGGCGAGGCAGAAGAAAAGGAAACAGUUCUGCCACUGGUUCUGGCCGGCUGGUGGCACAAGACCUAGGAAGAAGCUUGAAUGAAGAAGGGAAGCAUGACAGUUCCUCAUUGGGCUCAUCAAGACAGAGGAAAUUGAGUCCUGUGCCUACCAGUUCUCCACCUGACCAGCUUAACCUGAAUGACUUUGAGGAGUUUCCACCCAUGAGUACUGCUGGAAUGAUAACCAAAAUCAAGCCAUCAAGAAGAAUCAACCCCACUCCAGUGAGUACUGAACGAUUGUUAUCCAAGCCCAAGAUGUGCUUCACGUCCACACCUGUUGGCCAGUCUCAGAGUUUUCAGUUUCAGUCUGGAAGAAGUCCUGAGGGCCUUGCUGCUUCUCCAGAAGUGAACCAGACCUCCCUUCCAGGAAGCCUUCAGGAGGAAAGGGAGAUGCUGAGGAAAGAACGGUCCAAGAUGUUGCAUUGCCCAUCUUCCCCAACAGGAUUAUCUUUGGAUUCUAGCAUGUCCAUCAGAUCUAAUGUUGGUUGGAAUGGAAACCAGUUGGUAACCUCUGCAGACAUAGCCAAGACUUCCUACAGGAAGCAGCUAGAACAACUGGCUCAGAUUUAUUCAUUUUGUAUAGCAGAAAACCUGGUGCCAAAUAUUUUUUUGGAGUUUUUCUUUGUGUUGCAGUUGUUAACAGCUAGAGGAACUUCCUUUGCAGAAGAUCAGGACAGUGACCUUGAUCUCAGUGAAGAGUAUGGAGAUGCAGUAAAGCGGCAGCACUUUUGCAGCGUACACAACUGUGUUUAUUUUGCCGUGCAGGUCUUGGAUUAUCAGUUUGAAAUUGUAUCUCAUUUAGAGAAAGGGACACUGAAACUUUUGGCUGAGAAUGACAGAAUUGCUUCCUUUUCCCCUGACUUGCACGAGCGGCUUAUGAAAGCCUGUGAAAACAGCACGGCAAAGGUUUCCCUCUUGCUGCCAUCAUGUGUGCAAUCAGUGUCCUUUCAGCCAGAAACAGACAAUCGGUCUAACUUUUCUAGUGAUAAGGCAUUUCAUGUUUUCAAGAAGCAAAGAGAUAUUUUCUACGAGUUGCUGCGUGAAUGGGAAGAUAACUGUGAAAAAACAGGCUGGGAUUUUGAGAAGUGCCUGGGAGAAAGAAUCAGGGUGAUGAUGGCUCACCUUUCAGCAGCUUGCAACUACAGCCACUUUGCAAGGCUCUUUCAGAAACAGCUUCUUCAGAUGUGUAAAGGUCCAGUAGGUGGUGGCACAAGUUGGGGAGAGACCCCAGACCAGGAUGUUCUCAACAUGCUGGGUUCAGAUAAUCUGAGCCGAUUGAAGAGACUGCAAGAGAGAUUCUUCGUUCCUCAGAGUAUCAGAGGGCCUUGCCCGCCACCUUCCUUCCCCGGAUGUCAGCAAUUCUUCAGGGACUUCAUCCUCAGUGCAAGAAGCUACCAAUUUAAUCAGCAUUUGAUGGACAGUUUGUGUCUGCAAAUACUUGAGCUGGAUGGCCUUUCUUUGGUGGAACACGAACCCAGUGAUGGAGAUGCAAUGGAUGAGCAGGAUGAAAAGAAGCGCUUUGCUGCAGCCCUUAUGAGCCUCCGACUCCUGGCAAAGUUUUUUGGAUUCCUUGUCUUCCUGCCUUACUGCACGUCAGAGCCAGCAACUGGAGACCUGCUGGAGUCUGCAGUAAUGUUAAGGAACCAAACCCAUCCUGUGCUGGAUAUAUUGAAGCUGCUGAAGCAAUCAAUUCAGAAACGGCGCACAGUGUUGACUGUACCUUGGGCUGUAGAGUUCCUUUCCCUAAUGGAUUAUAUUGCCCCAUUUCUUGACUAUUAUGAGAAGAUAUUUGCUCUACUCUUGCAAUUGUACAGAUGUCUAUUACUGUCUGGAGAUAAAGAGAUGUGUUUCCUAAAUAAGCUACUGAUCCUUGCAGUUUUGGGGUGGCUUUUUCAGGUGCCUACCGUUCCAGAACACUUAUUCUUUGCUGGCAAAGUGAGAUCAGAAGAAUUGAGAGCACACCCUGGAACAACCGCUCAAUCUCUGGACUCUGUGCCUUUGGUGGAUCAGCAGUUGCUUUAUACAUGUUGUCCAUAUCUUGGUGAGUUGAGAAAACUCCUGUCAUCUUUUGUGUUGGGAAGUGGCAUAAAGAAUGGUGGUUAUGUAAGAAAAAUAACUCCAACUGCUGCAGAAGCCUUGGCCCAAAAGCCUUCCAUCACUCAGCAGAAACUCCAGGCAGAGCUGGAGCACGCCUUCUUCCACAAUCAGUCCCCAUCUCUACGGAAAACAGUAGAAUUUGUGGCAGAGAGAAUAGGAUCAAAUUGUGUCAAGCACAUCAAGGCAACCCUGGUAGCAGAGCUGGUGAAAAAAGCCGAAGUUAUAUUACAAGAAAACAUGAAGAUAGAAGAGGUGAAUCAUGACAAACUGCUGGAUGAGGUGUGCUCUCAGCUGUAUGAAGAAGGGACACAAGCUCUUAUUCAAGGCAAAGAAUUUUGCAGGAAGAAGAGCCCCGAGGCUGUAAAAAUCCUACUGCCUGAAGAGACAUCUGCAGCAGUUUUGAGCUGUGCGGCAAAUAUCGCAGUGGGGCUAGCUACCGAAAAGGCCUGUGCUUGGCUCUCCACCAAUAUCACAGCCUUGAUAAGGAGAGAAGUAAAAGCCACCUUUAGUCGCAUGCUGAAAGCUCAAGUGCACACCUUGCCUGGUACCACUGAAGACAUACAGAGGAGGAAGAGCUGCCCCGCAGACUGCCAACAUCAGGCUGCAUUCCCCUCCCAGAUCAUCAGUGAAAUCAAGGAUCUGCUCUGCAUAGCUGUGGGUCCAAGGGACAGCGAUGAAGAAAUCCAGUAUGUUGACCUGGAAAGUCUGUUGGGAAGGCUGAGCCAAACACUUCAAUGCAGAAAGUUUAUGUGCCCAGCAUCAGAGCAACAGCUGGCUAAGUGCACUGUAGAGCUGGUUUCCCUCCUAGUUUCAGAUCGUGUUCCUAUCCAGGGGUUGUCGUUUCAAGCUCAAAAGGAGGAGCAACAGCUAGCAAAGAAUAAUCUAAUUUCUCACCUUCUGAAGUCCUUGCUCUCCAUCUGGAAGGAAGACUUUCAGGCACCUGUACCAUUACACCUGAUCUUCAGUAGGAAAAACACUGCUUACUUUGCAGAAAAUAAACAACACAAGUGGGACUUGUUCUUGUUCACGCUUCAUGGACUUGUUGAGCAUGGCUUAAUGACUGAUAUGGAGAUCCAGAACUGUCUGCAUGGACUUCAGGAAUCCCCAUGGCCUUCGGACUUCUCCAAGACACUAGAUGCUUUGUUAAGAAUAUUCAUUUCUGAGAAAUGUGUUGCAGAACCAAAGACUCUGUCUUGUGAAGUGGUGGAACAAUCCAGAGAGGCGUUGGCAGCACAAAGCUAGCAGAUGCAUGGUUUUUAAAUGUUGCUGGAAUUGCUCAUGGCUGCUGCCACUGUGGUUGCACUCAAGCAUUCGUACGGGAGCUUCACUUUGUCCACAUCUUAAGGUGAAACACACACCAUUUCAAGAAAAGCCAUUUUAAGCACCUUAGUAGGCAUUUCAAGGGUAAAUACAUUUUUUAAAAAAGCAUAAAUGAGAUCUGUAUGAAAACAUAGGGGUUUGACCUGAAAACAAACCUGUAAUCUUGUACACAUGUGUAAAAUAUAGGUGGAGGGGCAGAUUCAUGAGGUUCUCACUCUUGUUCAAGUAAAGUAAAUGUGCAGCCUUAACAACAGGAGCACCCCAGUGUGAGACUGAUAUUUAAUGUUUAUCAAGAGCUUAUCUUUGAUUUUUAAACAUAUUUUUAAAAGGUAAAACUGCAUCUUAAAAAUAUAAUCACAGAUUUCAAGCAGCAGUUGGACUUUUUUUUUUUUUUUUUUAAGAAAAGCCUGCUUGUCCUUUGCAAAAGGUACCUUUUUGUAUUUUUGGUUUUCUACUGAUGGGGGAAGACAGUAUUAAGCAGUGGCAGUGCUUCAUUUUAAACUGUGAAGUACUUGCUGUUGAAAAAUAGAUUGGCUUUAAAUAUGAGAACAGCAGAACUUGAAAAGUAUUUUUUUCCAGGAUGACAUCCUCAUGUUUUAAGAGGACAGCCUUUUCCCAUGAGUGAUGUAGUACUUGGUUAGACUGCCUUUUAAAAGAGCAUGGUCAAGGAACCCCAAACAUACCUCAGUAUUUGGCACUGAGUGUCAAGAUCAGUUUUUCCUCCCCCCUCCCCCCCAACAAUACAGUAACAUUUUUGUUCAGGAAUCCUGCUAGGGUUAUUUGAUUAACUAGAAAGAACUUGUACAUGCCCCAAACAUUCUUCCUUCAUCCUGCUUGUAGCUGAUUGGAAACAGAUUUAUUGGAAGAUCUCUAGGAGAGGUAAACCUCAGAGUAAGAUCAUCAGUCUUUGUUUGAAUAUUGUCAUUCUGAUCUAAGGAAUUACUGUCAAAAAAUUAUGGAAAACUUAAAUUGAGGUGCCCUAAUAAAUGAGUGGAUAAGCUGUAAUGAAGCUAUUAGCCAAGUCUUAUAUGUCUCCUGCUCUUACAACAAUUCCAUGUGACUAUAACUUCUCCUUAGUUGCAAUGGUGCACGUUCCAUGGUAUUUCAUUUCAAAGUACAGGCUUUUUGCUCCUGCCUGUGGUUCUAUGCAGAAGAGUUUGUAAUAUUGACAGUGUGAGUUGGGGACUGGCCCAUGUAGUGAAAUGGCUUGGUACAUAAUCCAGGAUGGAUGAAAAAUGAAUACAGCUUUCAACCUAUUUCUUUAUCAAAAUUAUUUAUUGGGAGGAUAUGAAAAUAGCAAUCUUGAUUAAAAGCAGAUAUGGGCUAAAGGCAUGGUACAGGAACAGUGUAUUCUUGCGUGCUCAGUUAAAGGAUUCACAGAAAAUAGGUUUUCGUCCAUUUCAAGACUAUUCUUUCCAUUCUACGCAUUCACAGGUACCGUAGUGUUAUAGGCGCAAAAGAAAACAUUUAUUAUAUAAAUAGUACUUUGAAGUAUCAAUUAUUUCUAAAAAGCAUACAUUAAUUGAAUACGUGUAAAAAUAAUAAUUAGCUUUAGCAUAUAAAACCACUUCAAAAUAAGUAUAUAUAAAUAACUUAAUUUGUAAACAUAGAAAAAAAAUUGUAUGCAAUUAUAAAAAUAAACAUCUGAUGCAUUUUACAGUAAGACUAACCUUCAGUAGGCACCAUCUGUUGUUAAAAGUCCACCUUAGAUGAUGUUCCUGCUAACACCAUUUGGUUUUAUUAAGAGUGCCAUGUCCCCAAAAUAAAGGGAAAAAUAAACUAAUACAGCAAGUAUUCAGCCAGUGAUCAUUGGAAAUAUCUCCUAAAAUCAAUUGCUAGUUCUUACCUUAAAUUAUGUGAUUGCUGUUACUGUGGGUAAUUUAAAAAAAUCUCCUGCCCACCUCCCAUCCCCCAAAUAACAUUCAUAGAUUCACAGUGCUGGUUUUCCUGACGCUGCAAGUUAUUUUUGUAUUUUGUAGUCUCACUUGGCACAUUACCACACUGUGUUUUGUCAGCCACCAGAUGGAACUUCUGUGCUUUGAUUUCUUGAUGUGUUAGAUAGAUUCAGUUGGGUUAGCCAAUCCUAACCCAAUCCUAUCCCUGUUUAUUCAAAAGUGAAUCCUACUGUAUUCAAAGGAACCAACUCCUAAGUGAAUGUUUAUUAGAUUGUAGUCUCAGUUGUGCUGCCAAUUGCUGUAGACAGUCUCCAGCUAAAUCAGAUCGGUCAAUUGUGAAGUAGAAUAAACUCGAUUUAAAAACAAAACCAAAAAAAUGGGAUUCCAGCCCCAUCCAAAAUUAGAAGACACUUCCACAUGCUUCUGGGAAAGUAGUUUUCCCAGUAUGGAAACACCAUAGUUUCCAUGUACAAACAUUUGGACCUUUAAAUUUAAAUAUAUCACAUACCAACAAUGACUACAAACAGUUGCAUCUUUUCAUCCUUCUCUCAAACAGGUUUAGUCAUUAAUUCAUUUAUAUGGGGAACACAAUAGUUAUAAUAUAGCUCUCAGUAAUCAUCACUGAAUUAUCACAGGAGUGGUGCAGCAAAGGUAAUAAAAGGAGCUCACAAUUUUAUUUUUUUGAAUUACUUCAUAUGUUGCAAAUAAGUGACUUGCUCCACUAAAGCACUGCAGGUGGGAUACUAAGUUCAAGAAGCAGGUUUCUAAUAAACACAGACUGGCAGAAAAUGAUGCAGUAGCUAUCAGUAAUAGGAUGUUAUACUACUUGGCUUGUAAAAGUAUUUUUAGAAACAACUUGAAUCAAUACCCUACCUCUUUACAUGAAUAAAACAUGCUUUUACACACUAGUUUAUAGCAAGGGUGGGAAAAGAGAAUGUUAAUGCUGCGCCUUCACUCAUACAAAUGGUACACAUCAAAGUAAUUUAUUUGCUAUGGGAUUUGAUUGCUACAGUGAACCAGAUACUGAGGUGCAGAGCUGCAGUUACAAAGUGGAAGAAAUGGAUCAUGUGGAAUACCAAUAAAUGUGUGUGUGGGGGAUUAAGAGCAGAGACAGGGAACACUGAUCAAUGCAUGAAACACUCUUACUCACCCAUAGACUAAUUUCAACCUGAUAGAGUAAAGCCGUUCAUGGAGUUACCCUGCUCUAAGCUUAUUUUCAUGCUAACUUAUCCUGCUGCUCUUCCAGUAGAAGAGUUUGGAAUCCAGUAGCUGCACUAGAUGCUCGUCCAGAAGCCCCACUUAUGAACUUACAGAGCAGUUCUUUCUAUGCAGCAAAGAAGUGCCUGUGCUCUCCCCACUUGGCUUAUCCCGUUUCACUUGGGUUUGUGGUGUAGUGAUUCUGUAGGAUAUUAGGUCUCUACCUGAGUGUUGUUUCUGGCAGGGAACAAAGCAGUGACUACCUCACAUCUUGACAGGAGUGAUCACUUCAAAGCUAAUUUUAAACGCUUAGAUGUCAGCACACAUCUUGACAGGGCUGAAAAACUCUCCAACCAGUAAGCUGACUUCGUUCAAUUAUUACAAUGAAUUCAUUUAUAAGCACCCUUUUGGUUAGAUGCUCUGGAAAGAGCAUUACAGUUUUGCUUCCAUUGUGCAGU